Messenger RNA from Ananas comosus (pineapple), 814 nucleotides. Its product is annotated as peroxiredoxin-2F, mitochondrial. Gene Ontology annotation, biological process: cellular response to oxidative stress; hydrogen peroxide catabolic process; cell redox homeostasis. Gene Ontology annotation, cellular component: cytoplasm; mitochondrion. Lineage: Eukaryota; Viridiplantae; Streptophyta; Magnoliopsida; Poales; Bromeliaceae. Bases 102 to 695 code for a protein of 197 amino acids. Gene Ontology annotation, molecular function: thioredoxin peroxidase activity. The record is from RefSeq and is a predicted model, not a curated record. The transcript has 5 exons.
UUAUUCCAAACGCACCCGGCCGGUGCGAGCAAAAGAGGGAGACUUGCAGCCCUGUGCGAGAAGAGAGAGAGAAAAGGGCAAAGAAAAAAAGAGGAGGGAAGAUGGCAUCGGCACUGACGAGGGCGAAGCGGCCGGCGGCUGCGGCGGCGCUGGCGGCGAUGGCUGUCAGGCGGGCCUUCGCGUCGGUGGCCGUCGGCUCCGACAUCGUGUCGGCGGCCCCGGGCGUGUCGCUCCAGAAAGCCCGGUCGUGGGACGAGGGCGUCUCCUCCAAAUUCUCCACCACCCCUCUCACGGAGAUCUUCCAGGGAAAGAAGGUGGUCAUCUUUGGUUUGCCGGGUGCGUAUACUGGCGUUUGUUCGCUACAACAUGUGCCUAGCUACAAGAACAAUAUUGAAAAGUUCAAAGCGAAAGGGGUCGAUUCCGUUAUCUGUGUCGCCGUAAAUGAUCCGUAUGUUUUGAAUGGAUGGGCAGAGAAACUACAGGCUAAGGAAGCGAUUGAAUUUUAUGGUGACUUUGAUGGGAGCUUUCACAAGAGCUUGGAGUUGGACUUGGACCUCUCUGCUGCUCUUCUUGGGCGUCGUUCUCAUAGGUGGUCUGCGUAUGUGGUCGAUGGUGAAGUGAAAGUUUUUAAUAUCGAGAAAGUGCCGUCUGAGUUCAAAGUUUCUGGCGCCGAGGUGAUAUUGGGCCAAAUCUGAACCGAUCAAUGAGUGCAUCUUUCGCGCUUGCGUAUUCUACCAGGGUGCUAAUAUAUCUGUAAUAAUCUAUGCAAUAACUAAAGCUUGUUAAUGGCAUUUUGUUACUGGGUCGCAUGUUA